Messenger RNA from Recurvomyces mirabilis, 1635 nucleotides. It is a transcript of the gene CCT3, whose product is annotated as T-complex protein 1 subunit gamma. Gene Ontology annotation, biological process: protein folding. Bases 1 to 1635 code for a protein of 544 amino acids. The transcript has a single exon. Lineage: Eukaryota; Fungi; Ascomycota; Dothideomycetes; Mycosphaerellales; Teratosphaeriaceae. The record is from RefSeq and is a predicted model, not a curated record. Gene Ontology annotation, cellular component: chaperonin-containing T-complex. Gene Ontology annotation, molecular function: ATP binding; ATP hydrolysis activity; ATP-dependent protein folding chaperone.
AUGCAGGCACCGGUAAUGGUAGUCAACACACAGGCGGGCGAACGCAAGACUGGCCGGCAAGCACAACUCUCCAACAUCACCGCCGCCAAGACCGUCGCCGACAUCAUCCGAUCAUGUCUCGGGCCCAAAGCCAUGCUGAAGAUGCUCCUCGACCCCAUGGGCGGCAUCGUCCUGACCAACGACGGCCACGCCAUCUUAAGAGAGAUUGAAGUCGCCCACCCCGCAGCCAAGAGCAUGAUCGAGCUGGCACGAACACAAGAUGAGGAGGUGGGGGAUGGGACGACGACUGUCAUCAUCCUCGCCGGAGAAAUCCUGGCCAUGUCUCUCCCACAGCUGGAGCGCAACAUCCACCCGGUCGUCAUCAUCUCCGCCUUCAAGCGAGCGCUGGCAGAUGCUCUAGAGAUCAUACAAGACACCAGCAUACCCGUCGACGUCAACGACACCGCCGUCAUGCGCGACCUCAUCUCCACCUCCAUCGGCACAAAAUUCACCUCCCGCUACAGCGACCUCAUGUGCGAUCUCGCCCUCACCGCCGUCCGCACCGUCUCCCACGACGCCGGCGGCGGCAAGAAAGAAGUUGACAUCAAACGCUACGCCCGCGUGGAAAAAGUCCCUGGUGGCGAAAUCGAAGACAGUCGCGUGCUCUCUGGCGUCAUGCUCAACAAAGACAUCACCCACCCCAAGAUGCGACGUCGGAUCGAGAAUCCGAGGAUAGUAUUGUUGGACUGCACGCUCGAAUACAAAAAGGGUGAAUCCGCCACCAACAUCGAAAUCACGAAAGAAGAAGACUGGAACCGCAUCCUGCAGAUCGAAGAAGAGCAAGUGAAAGCCAUGUGCGACGCCCUCAUAGCCGUGAAACCGGACCUCAUCAUCACGGAAAAGGGCGUGUCGGAUCUAGCCCAGCACUUCCUGAUGAAACACGACAUCACCGCCCUCCGCCGCGUGCGCAAAACCGACAAUAACCGUGUGGCCCGCGCCACAGGCGCCACAAUCGUCAACUCCGUUUUCGAUUUGACGGAACGCGAUGUAGGCACCCAAUGUGGCUUAUUCGAAAUCGAGAAGAUCGGGGAUGAAUACUUCACCUUCUUGACCGAGUGCAAGGAGCCCAAAGCAUGUACCAUCUUGCUUCGCGGGCCGAGUAAAGAUAUCCUGAACGAGAUCGACCGGAAUCUGCUGGAUGCGAUGAGUGUAGCCCGUAACGUCAUUUUCCACCCCUAUCUCUCCCCCGGCGGAGGAGCGACCGAAAUGGCCGUUUCCGUCCGGCUGGCUCAGAAGGCCAAAGCGGUGGAGGGGGUGGCGCAGUGGCCUUAUCGCGCUAUAGCGGAGAGCAUGGAGGUGAUCCCGCGCACGCUUAUUCAGAAUGCGGGAGCCAGUCCGAUCCGGUUGUUGACGUCUUUGCGGGCGAAGCAUGCGGAAAACAUGAAGGGGGUUUGUAGUUGGGGGAUCGAUGGGGAGCAAGGGAAGGUGGUGGAUAUGAGGGAGCUGGGGGUAUUGGAGCCGCAGGCGAUUAAGUUGCAGAGUGUGAAGACGGCGGUGGAGAGUGCUUGUUUGCUUUUGAGGGUGGAUGAUAUUGUGGGGGCGAAGUCGGGUAAGGGGGGGAGUGGAGGUGGGGGUGGGGGUGGUGAGGAUGAGUAG